Molecule: messenger RNA, 270 nt
Organism: Aspergillus tanneri
Lineage: Eukaryota; Fungi; Ascomycota; Eurotiomycetes; Eurotiales; Aspergillaceae
Exons: 2
Coding region: 1-270 (89 amino acids)
Source: RefSeq, a predicted model, not a curated record
AUGCGCCGUGCGGCGUUUGCUCAGCUCGAGACCGCUACUUCAGCGGUUGAUGAUCGCCUCCAUCACACGACUGCGGUAAUACGAUCGCCAAACCCAACCCUAUCCGAGAUCCACCGUGGACUGCAGGACCGAUGGAAAACACCGUCUCCAGUCAUCGAUCCCCCGGUCCCUCAAGAUGAAACACUGCUGUCAGCCAGGAACCCGAAUGAGGAAUCAUCUUGGCAGCGUUGCGCAGUCACAUGGGAUCUGGUCGGGGUCAAGGAUGGUUGA